CACCAUUGGGUUGUCCUUGCCGGCGUUAGUGUCUAUGACUUUUAAAUUAGGCUGGAUAUCACUAGGCUAGCACCGAAUGUGUUCUUCGGUGUCGGCAACCUGUAACAAGCGUAGUUGCGCCGGGUGCUUGUCCAAGUGACACGUGUCUUAUCUAUUUAAAACGUUAUAGUAACGUCUUCCUUUUGAAAAUGUCAGCCAUGCCGAAGCUCCCGGCGCGGAAAGCGUCCACUCGAAGUAGUGAAUCAAUGGCACCGCAGCAAAGCGCCCCUAGCGGUGUGCACACCGCCAUGCUAGACGAGGCCAGUAGACUUGCGCAGAGCCCGGCAGUUCAGCGGCUGAUGGAGGAUCCUGGAAUUUUGGAAGUCGCAAUGCAGCGCGACCCUCAAUUGAAGCGUCUCAUGGAGGAGACGCCCGGGAUGAGGAGCCUAUUAGCACCAGACAAGCUUCGGACUAUGCUCGAGGCGUUCAGGGACCCGCAACGCGUGCGCUCCCAGGGGAUGGACAUGUUUGCCAACAUGGACCUGACUGAGCAACGCAAGGCGCUCUUGCAGCUGGAGUCCUACCGCCAGGAGCUCAGACGGCAGCAACAGCAGCAGCAGCAAGGGCACCUCGCCGCUUCUUCUGCCGCUGCCGCUCCUGCUCCUCCUCCUGCAGCAGCAACAACAGCAUCAGCGGCUCAUUCCCUGCGGACCAAUCCCGGCCUACCUUCGUCCCUGCCUCCUCGCCCGCUGCUGCGACCCCCCAACCAGCCUGCAGCCUUCUACUACCCGCCCUCCGUCCACAACCCCCAAGCAGCCUCCACCUCUUUGUCCUCCUCCUCCUCAGCAGCAGCAGCAAGGGCGGCAGCACGAGGGGCCCCCGCAGGUGCAGGCGGGACAAACGCUGAUGGCAGCGUUGGCAAUGCCGAUGAGGAUACCGAGCAUUGGAACGGAAACGCAGGGGAUAGGAACGAUGGUGGCGGCCGCGAAAAUGGCGGUGGUUUUAGCUUCACGCAUUCCGAGCGGGAGGUUUUACUCGACGAGCUGCCGUACGAGGUACAGCAGGAGCUGUUGCAGCAACUCACGGCGGGAUCCACGUCAGCAGCUACAGCAGCAUGCGGCCACCCCAACCACCACCACAACCACCCCAACCACCCUCUGCAGCACUACAGCCAGCAUCCCAACCAACCACACGGUUAUUACAACCAACAGUAUAACCACCCCAACUACCCGCUGCACCAGCAGCACCCACACCCGCAGCAGCACCAGUACCCGCAGCAGCAGUACCAAUACAACCCGGGUGCAUGGCCCCCUGCCGCUGCACCCUACACUGCCUCCCAUGCAGCCACGUCCGGCCCUGGUCCCAUCACUUCAUCCCCCUCCUACGGUAAGAACAACAACAACAGCAAGGGAGGUGGUGUGAGCGGCAGUCGCAGUGCUCGGGAGCUUGCCGCUGCAGGUGCCGCCGCCACAGCCGCACGCACGGGUUCGGGUGCCGCUCGGCACCCACUACUGCGACCCCGGCAGCAGCAGCAGCAGCAAGGGGAGGAGGAGGAGGAGAGUGAGGUGGAGGAGGGGCGGAGUAGUCAUCACCUCCGUCAGGAGCUUCCCUCGCUGUCACAAUGGCACAUGCAGCAGCAGCAGGAGCCGGCUGCUGGUGCAGGUGUUGCGCCGCCGGUUGGAGACCCAGGCAGAUACGGACCCAUGGGUCGUCAUGGCUACGGCAGGGGUGAUGGGUACGGCUAUGGGCACUCAGGUGUUGGUGUUUCCUCCCACUCCCAUGCGCAUGUGGGGAACCGCCAGCAGUCGCAGCAGUGGUGGCAUCAGCAGCAGCAGGAGCAACAGCGGGGACAGGGCCCUGAGGACGACAUCGGGGCUGAAGAGGAGGAAGAAGAGUACGGAGGAGGCCGCGACAGAGGCGGAGGGGGCUAUGGUUAUUACACUUCUGGUAGCAUCUAUUACCCGGGCAGCAGCAGCCAAAGCAGCCACCCCUUCCCUUAUUACAGUGCUGUUGCCGGUGGUGGCGGUGGUGGAGAAAGAGCAGCAGCAGCAGGAGGAGAAGGGCCUUUUGGCAAUGGCGGUGGAAUGAAUGGCGGUUACGGUUACGGUUAUGAGUUGGGCAGCCUGGGCGGCGGGGCAACGGGCCACGCAGGCCUAGUAGCAGGAGCAGCAAGCAACGGCAGCACUGCUGAGGGAGCUGCAAAGCCCAGCCCCCGUGACCACUACGAGUACGUCCCGCCCAACCUGACUUGGCGGCCCGAGGAGCAGGAGGAGGAGGCGCAGGGCUGGGGCAGCCUGUACCGCAGGGCCUACUUCCAUGCAUGCGAUGCGGCCUUCUUCCCGCUCUUCUUCACUGCAGCCGGCCUGCUGCUUCUGGCCACCUCCUCCCCCGCCUCCUCCCCCUCCUUCCCCUCCUCCUCCGCCCCCUGGCUCCCCUUCUGGCUGCUGGCGGUGUUGCUGGUGGCGGGGGCACUGGGAGGCAGCUACUGUUUCGCCUCGGUGCUGGCGGGCAUUCCCAAAAAGUCGCUUCCCACCUCCCGCACCCUCCUCUCCCUCAUCGCCACGUGCGAACUGAUCUACCCCGUGUCGUACUGCUGGAGGGUGCUGCCGUACCUGCUCCCGUACUGCUUUAACAGCGGCAGCAGCAGCAGCAACAACCGCGAUUCCACCCUCGACCCUUACUCCGCUUACACCGCCUCCUCCUCCUCCUUCUCCCCGCCCUCGCUUGCUGAGCUGUUGCUGCUGCUGGGCUGUUUCCUGGCGCUGCCGCUGCUGCAUGGACUGGCGGCGUGGAGCGACCCGGGGUUCGUGCGGCCACCUCCGCCUGCCGCCUCCUCCUCCUCCUCCUCCUCGUCCUGUAGUUCUAAUCACAUGGAGGAGGCAUUAGGGAAGCGGCAGGCGGGGCAGCAGCAGCAGCAACAGCAACCUGAUGGGGGGGAAGGGGAUGAAGAGGCGGGAUCAGGUGGGGCGCUGGGGGCGCAUGGAGUGGGUGAUGCGUCUGCUGCCGGCGACGCUCUUCCCACCACCGCCCCUGCUGCUGCUGCUGGUGGUGGUGGUUUCGGGGUUCACUGCUCCACGUGUCAUUUGGCGCGACCGUUAAGAUCCAAGCACUGCCAGUACUGCAACCGUUGUGUUCGGAAGUUCGACCACCACUGCCCCGCCAUAGCCAACUGCGUGGGCGAGGGCAACGAGCGGGUCUUCUCCGCCUGGCUGUUUGUGAUGUGGCUAACCCAGGUGCUGGUCCUUCACGUCGGCCUAUCCUACCUCCUCAUCCGCCACAACGCCCACCUCACCACGCUCCUGGAGGGCCCUAACGGACACCUGGAUGUCCCAGCAGCGUCCCUGUCUGCGACCCAUGGGUCACUGACGACCCAGACCCAGCCGUCGCCUGGUGAUGCGUGGAUGGAGGGCCUGGGGUGGCAUCCCCGGCGGGUGUGGCGGGCGCUGGGUUGGGCAGCCGGGGGGCCGGAGAGGGCGAUGGUGCUGCUGCUGGGGCUGCAGGCCCUCUGCCUGCUGAUGGCGACCUUCCUUGCCGUCCGCCAAGCCUUCUGCAUCCUCGCCAACCUAACCGCCAACGAACUGAUCAACCGACAACGUUACAACUACCUGAAACACGAGCUGGGCGGCGGUUACUGCAACCGAUUCGACCGAGGUCCCCUGUACAAUUGCUUCACCUUUUGGCUGGAACGCAACCCGGAUCCAAGAUGUUCCGAAACCAACAAACUCCUCUCCAGCUUCGGAUCUGGAUCCGGAAUGGGAUCUGGAUCCAACCCCCGUACAAAGGAUAACGUCGCUGCUUCUGUUUCUCCUUCUUCGUCGUCGUACGAUUACUGGUUGCUGCAGUACGACUUCGGGGAUCGGGAGAUGGCACGGUUGGGUGUACGACAGUUGUCGUACUGGUCGGUUGGGCGGUUACUCAACUGGCUUGACGAGUUCGGGCGGAAGCGCGAAGAGCUGAAGAGCGCUUUGGUGGACGUACGCACCCGCAGAGCCAUGCGCGCCCUGGAGGUGCGGGCGCAAGCUGCGGCGGCGGCGCAGGCGGCCGGGGGGCGCGGCAGGGCGGCGUAGCAGCAGCAGCAGCCGCAGGCGUAGCAGCAGCAGCAGCCGGGAGUUCAUGCGGCAGCUCAGCUCAGCUCAGCAGCAGCAGGAGCAUGCAGCAGGCGGUGUAGCAGCAAUACCGUAGUAUGCUGGCAGGCGAUAACCAGGCACUACCGCUAUGCUAGGGGCUUUAGUAAAGGGAGGGGGGAAGCAAGUGCAGGGGGGAAGCAGCAGCCGGCGGAGGGGAUGCAGCUAGGGUCGGCAAGCCACUCCAUGCCCAGGUGUGAAGUAAAUGAAUGACCGUUGUCAUGCUAGGUGCCGUGCUCUACUCUAGUUGGGAGGGCUGUGUGAUGUGAAGGUCCUUCAAAGGGGCAUGCCAGCAGUCAGGUGAACGUUGAAAGAAGGUUAAGUGGUGGUUGGAGGCGAGGUGGUGGCAUUGGGAGAAGCGCAGGAAAGGAGGUGCAGGGCUAUUAUGAUGCUGGACGCAACUACAGAUUGUAACGUAUGGGAUCGCAUGAAUGAUACAUUCACAUGCAAGCA
This is a messenger RNA of Astrephomene gubernaculifera, 4556 nucleotides long. NCBI's taxonomy places the organism in Eukaryota, Viridiplantae, Chlorophyta, Chlorophyceae, Chlamydomonadales, Astrephomenaceae. The record is from the annotation of a GenBank genome assembly.